GCAGAAUUGAGACGGAACAUUUAAUGAUGGAACUAUUAGUUCCAUCCGGUGAACGUUUUCGCUGACGGACCAGAAAAUUACAUAUUUGUAAACAGAUUCAGUGAAUCUUCAUAUUGACCCCUUUUGUUGACAUCAUCACCCAAUGUGGAGGAGGAGCAUUCUUCUUUGUUACACACAUCCAUAUGUGGAGUCAUGUGAAAGCUCUUUCUCUCUCUCACACACACAGCACCACAGUUCUUCAAGUGUGUGUGUGUAUCGGCCUGUGUAAGAAAAACAGUGCCACCCAAAACUGUGCCAUGAGAAUUUCUGGCAAAGGCCAGACCUACUCCUCUUACUGUGCCAAUCUCUAGCAUUAACUCAAUAGGAUCAUCCGCCUCUAGCUAGUUGAUUAACAGAGCUGUGUUAAAGAGGGAUUGUUGUCCUGGAAGGAGCUUCCUGCCCUCGAGGAACACCAUCCGCUUAGACUGCCUCCCUCUGGGGCUCAGACGGCAGAUGCUUCACCUGCAAGUUCCAGAGCCACCCCGCCCCAUAGAGGACCACCCCACCCCAUAGAGGACCAUCCCGCCCCAUAGAGGACCACCCGCCUGCCCUAACAGCCUCUAGGAGGGACCCACCCCGGGAGCACCAUGGAAGGGCUGGAGGUGGAGGACAUUAGUCCUGCCCUGGAGGCCACUGAGGACUUCCUACACUGCCUGGAUGGGGGUGGAGGCCAAAGCCACUGCCAGGGUGGGGAUGGGUUCCGGCAGCCUAGGCAACACCACCCCAAGUUGCAGGAGAUGUCUGCAGCCCUGGGGAAGCUGAGCUCUAGCGGGGUGUGGGGCCUGCUGGCCAGGGAGCAGGGGACCGAGGUGUCCCCCCGUAACGUGGCCUGGGCUGACCAGCCCUCUGCCUUCAGCGUGCUGGCUCUGAGGCAGGGGAAAAGGAGUCGUGCUCGUUCCACCAACGACUUGGCUGCCCACACCAAGGACACCAACAACACCACCUCUAACUCCUCCAACACCGCCUUUAAGAAAGGCCACAACCGCUCACGUUCUGAUGUCAACUACCGGCCGUCCUACACAGACAACGCUAAUGGCCUGCCUGCUGUGGACAAGAACAUGCUGAAGAACAUUGCUCUCAACGACCAGAGAGAAGAAGCCCAUAAGGACAGUAGCAGCGGCAGUGUGGUGAAGCAGGGCUCCCUGGAGCAUCGUGAGGGUCAGAAGGGUCGUUGGAGCAUCUGCCACCUAGAGCUGACCCCCUGUGAGCUGCGUCUCUACAGCCUGGACAGCAGUGGUAACCGCCAGCUCUGCACCGCCUACUCCCUGUCCCACUGCCAGGGGGUUAGCCAGCCCCAGCCACCACAGGACGGACGAGUCCUCCAGGCCCUCUUCUUCAACAGCUCCACCCGCCUGCAGUUACGUGCCGCCUGCCAGUGGGAGGCGCUAGACUGGAGGAGGCAGAUCUGGGAGAGAGUAUUGGCUGCCCGGCCCGCCCACAAACAGGCAGAGCCGCCUCCAGUCUUAUCUCCGUCGUCAUCCAUCUCCUCUGGAGGUCUCGACACCAGACCAGACCCCAUUGGUCCUGCUGAGGCUGCCCUGACCCCUCAUACCUCGCAUCUCCCCCCAGCCCGGCCCACGGCCCUGCCCCUGUUCACCAAGCGCUGUGCUGAUGUCCUUAAGGUGGGUCUGCUCCACCAGCAGACUGACCUCAACAACUGGAGGGCUUUCACCUUUGUGCUGAGUCGUUCCACGCUGCAGGCCUUCCCAACCGAGGGCCGGGGGCCCGUGUCCGAGCCUGUCCUCCGCUACCCGCUGGCCUCCUGCCUGGCUGUGCAGAGGGACGAGGGGUCCAGCGCCGCCCGUUUCCAGGCAGUCUUCCCCAGAGAGGUGCUCCGUCUGCGGGCUGAGAGCCAACUCAAGGCCCAGGACUGGGUGGAGGCCCUGCGGACGGCCGUGGCGGCCCAGAGGCCCCAGGGGGAGGAGGGUCAGGGCUCCAGCCAGGCCCAGCCAGGUGCAGUGUCGAUGGGGACGGGGGUGCUGCUGAGGACCAAGCCCUCCAGGGAGAGGAGGCAGAGGGAUGCCCAGAGGGCCAAGAGACAGUCAGUCACCACCAGCUUCCUCAGUAUCCUCACCUGCCUGGCUGUGGAGAAGGGCCUGACCACCCAGAGCUUCAGGUGUGCAGGGUGUCAGAAGCCAGUAGGGUUGUCGCGGGGCAAGGCCAAGGUGUGUUGCUACAGUGGCUGGUACUACUGCCAGAGCUGUCAUCAAGACAACCUGUUCCUCAUCCCUGCCCGCCUGCUGCACAACUGGGACACAAACAGACACAAGGUGUCCAAGCAGGCCAAGGAGUUCCUGGAGUUUGUGUAUGAGGAACCCCUGCUGGACGUGCAGCAGCUGAACCCGUGUCUGUAUGAACACUGUGAGGGCCUGGCUGCAGUACUGCGCCUGAGACAGCAGCUCCAGUCCCUCAGAGCAUACCUGUUCAGCUGCCGCGCUGCCGUGGCCGAGGAUCUCCGUAGAAGUGAGUGUGUAGGUUGGUGUAGACUGCAGACAUCCCAGGUUCACCUGUCCUUUUGAUGUCUGUCUCUGCUGUGCUGAGGUCUGUUUGAAGUAACCUACUGACAGAAACCAACAGAGAGGGUGGGGCUCUGAGACCCUCCUACUCCUCCACACCCACCCUGGGCCCUCAGAGCCAUCCCAUCUGGCUGUCGGAAAGAGGGUGUAACUUCAUCUAGCUGGGAUGUUUACGGCAGUGGUGGCGACCCCGGAACGAUGCUCGCUCACCGGGGCCCAUGUUUACCGCUACACCAUUAGCCCACAGCGGCUAAUGCCCCACACUUCAAAACACUACAGGAUUAAUGAGGCCGGAGGCGCUAAAACCUUCCCCCGGCCAUCCAUCGGCCCUCCAUAGGCCUGCCAUGGCCCUGGACAAGGCUAAAGGGCUAGGGAGCUCGGAGGAAGCCUGCCCUGUGUUUAUACUCAACCCCUGGGAGAUGGGAGAGAGCUGUCAUGGCCCACACUGUCUGCGCUGAUCUAACGCACACCUCUGAACCCCACGGGUACCCCACAUACACAGACACACAGAAACGCUGCACGUGUGGAUAGUCUACACACAUACAUAUGAACACAGGCAUGCACCAUACUGUUUACAGUGUACAACACUUUAUCUCCUAUUCACAUAAGCCAAAGUCAUAACCUCCAUUAAACAGUGAACCUGUUGUAUUCAAUAUAUAAUAGUUGUAGUCUUAUCAAACCACACACUGACUGACUGGCUGUGAUCUUACCCCAGCAGGGUGUGCUGGUCGGUUACUGCCAGAGCCAGCGCUGAUACCCACAGGAAGAGUCAACACUGCAGAAUCAACACUGUGUGUGUGUGUGAGUGAGUGUGUGUGUGUGUGUGUUUUCAAAUAAAAUGUUAUUGGUCACAUACACAUGGUUAGCAGAUGUUAA
This is a messenger RNA of Oncorhynchus tshawytscha (Chinook salmon), 3431 nucleotides long. Its product is annotated as pleckstrin homology domain containing, family M, member 3. NCBI's taxonomy places the organism in Eukaryota, Metazoa, Chordata, Actinopteri, Salmoniformes, Salmonidae. The record is from RefSeq and is a predicted model, not a curated record. Bases 627 to 2558 code for a protein of 643 amino acids. The transcript has 7 exons.